Aspergillus wentii DTO 134E9 is the source of this 1191-nucleotide messenger RNA. RefSeq lists its product as uncharacterized. NCBI's taxonomy places the organism in Eukaryota, Fungi, Ascomycota, Eurotiomycetes, Eurotiales, Aspergillaceae. Bases 1 to 1191 code for a protein of 396 amino acids. The record is from RefSeq and is a predicted model, not a curated record. The transcript has 2 exons.
AUGGCAAAUCCAUUCUGCAUGCUUUGCGGCAAGGCGCUGUAUCGAGCCUCUGUCUCCAUGCACGAUGACAGAUCAUCGGCAAGAAUGUUUGCAGAAUGUCCAAAAUGGAAGAGGAGUUACAGACGGGAUCACUUCGUCGUUGACCAGGCAGCCAAUUUGAGUAAACUCUCCUUCACACGCCCCUGGCUGUGGGCUCGUCUUUAUCGCGCGAUCAUCCAAGAGACCGACAAAACAGGGCGCCGAUUCAGUGUGUCCGGCGUCUCUCUCUACUGGAACGAGGAACACGUGGCAGUGCCCGAAGAUCCCAAUCUCCUCAUCAUGGGAGAUGCAUGGCGUAUCCGGGACAAGACAAUCAAGGCAGGGGUAGCAUCGACCAGAUACACCACCCGGUAUCCCCGGCAGCGCGCAUACGCCAUGCACGAACGAUGCUGGGUUCUGAUGACGCGCAUUGUCGAUGUCGAACUUAUCAACAUGCAUCUCGAUCUUUUCGUCAAGGCCUUGUGCUAUCGCAGAAGGCAAAAGGCGGAGGAUGAGAAUCCUCUAAUAUGCGAAGAAAAUGUGUGGAUGAAGUGGAAGAACCGUUAUGCCGAUUCGUACAUGAUGAGCCCAAGGAGGUACACCAGCGCUUAUGAGAACCAGAUGGAAUGUUCGGAUAAUGCCUACGCGGCCAGAGAUCCACUGAACGUUAGCAAACUUCAAAAACUACUCAAGCACCCAGAAAGGAUUCGGCGACAUGGGCUGCAGAGGAAAACAAAAAUGGAAGCACGGAAGAAGAAAAAGGAGAAGAAGAAAGAGAAGAAAGAGAAGAAGCAGAAGACGUUGAAAAGUCGCACUCCUGCUCCACGCCGCAUGAAGCCAUUUGAUAUCCGUGAUAUUCUCAUCCCACCCGAGAUUGUCAUGAUCAUUAUGGACAUGUUAUAUGGCCCUAAAGAUAUAGUGCUAUUGCUAUGGGUGUUUCCUCAAUGGCGCCUCUCCAUUCACCAGGGAUAUUGGCGGAUUCGGUGCAUCCAUGAUUUUAUUCUUCAUGGGCCACUCCCAGACGCUGCUGCGCUAGACUGGCGAUAUCUCUACUUCAACAUCGACAGACUUCUUUCAAACUCGCAUGGAUGGAGGAAUCGUCGACGGAUAAUGAACAUCCUCGAAGGGACAAGAGCGCUGUUUUUGAAAUUUGUAGCCAAAUCGGCUGGAUAA